This is a messenger RNA of Somion occarium, 1352 nucleotides long. The record is from the annotation of a GenBank genome assembly. Lineage: Eukaryota; Fungi; Basidiomycota; Agaricomycetes; Polyporales; Cerrenaceae.
AACCUUCUCAGUCAGCUCAACGUUCUUUCUUUCCUUGCACACCAACGUGAUCCUCCUAUGUAGACUCCACUCACUGCUUGGUAACAAGUGCCGGCUUGUUUCUCUCCGGACUAGAUCAAAUGUUGCUUGAACCAAUCGGCAUAUACAGGUCACCGACGUGAGUACGUCGUGAGUACUUAUUCCAGCUCCUGACGUUUUUCCUCCCACAAAUCUCAUACCAGAACUCACUAUGGCUCCUUCUCAGUAUACACGCUAUGUUCUGAAUGAGAGACCGGGAACAGGUCCUAUCAAAGCCAACACCUUUCGCAAAGAGGUGCUCCCACUUGACUUGAAGCCUGGCAAGGGCGAAGUGCUUGUACAGGUUCUCUAUGUCUCGCUUGACCCUGCCAAUCGGGGGUGGUUGGAUGAUAAGAGGAGUUAUCUCGAACCUGUGAAGAUUGGUGAGACUAUGAAGGCGGGUGCGCUUGCCAAGGUUGUGCAGGUGGGAGAGGGUGUCAAGUUUGUACCGGGGGAUCUUGUUAGUGGAAUGCUUGGCUGGUCGGAGUGGAUGGUAGUACCCGCGAAGGGUCUUCAGAAGAUCGUCAUUCCCCCAGGUGCUGAGCUUAUUGACUUCUUGGGUGUACUUGGAAUAAAUGGCCUCACUGCGUACUUUGGUCUCUUCCAUGUGGGCCAAAUUAAAGCAGGUGAGACUCUAGUAGUCUCAGCGGCUGCUGGCGCGACUGGCUCCAUCGUCUGUCAACUAGGCAAGUUAGUCGGCGCGAAGGUCGUUGCCCUUGCUGGUUCCCCGGACAAGUGCGAAUGGCUGAAGAACGAGCUUGGAGUCGACAAGGCUUUGAACUACAAGAGUCCCACGUUCCGAGAUGACUUCAAGAAAGCUGUUGGGUACUUUGACGUCUACUUUGAUAACGUUGGUGGCUCGAUCCUGGAUUUGGCUCUGACGCGGAUGAAGAAACACACUAGGAUCGUUUUCUGUGGAGCGAUCGCGGAUUAUAAUGCGCUACCUAAGGGCCUCACGAACUACAUGAACUUGAUCGCACAAAGCGCAAAACUGGAAGGUUUCAUUGUGUUUGACUAUGCCGCGCAGUAUCCGUCAGCUCUCAAAGAACUUUCACAAUGGCUUGCAGAAGGCAAAAUCAAACGUAAGACCCACCUGGUUGAAGGGUUGGAUAAUGCCUCAGAAGCCCUAAAGCUGCUCUUCGUCGGCGGAAACACUGGCAAAUUGGUUGUCAAGGUUGCAGAUGUUACCCAGUCAAGAUUGUAAAGUAGUAGAGUUGCAAGCACCUGCUCGAAUGUAUGAUGAUGACACUAGUUCUGCGCUUCGAAUGUAUUCCUGGGAUGUUUCACGUCCCGUC